CUGGAUUGGCCCUGACGGCGACCCGUUGCCGGCCGUGGUGGGUGCUGGGAGAAAGAAAAUAUGGCGGCCGGGCCCAGUAAGACGGAGAUUCAGACCCUUUUCAAGCGGCUCCGCUCUGCGCCGGCGAACAAGUCCUGCUUUGACUGCGGUGCAAAGAACCCGAGCUGGGCCAGUGUCACCUAUGGAGUUUUUCUUUGUAUUGACUGCUCUGGAGUCCACCGGUCGCUGGGUGUGCAUCUCAGCUUCAUCCGAUCUACAGAACUUGAUUCCAACUGGAGCUGGUUUCAGCUGAGAUGCAUGCAAGUGGGUAGCAAUGCCAACGCGAUUGCGUUUUUCCGCCAGCAUGGUUGCAUCACCACAGAUGCCAGUGCCAAAUACAAUAGCCGUGCAGCCCAGAUUUACCGAGAGAAGAUCCGGCAGCUGGCAAGUGCUGCUAUGGCCAAGUAUGGGAAUGAUCUCCUCAUUGAUGGGCUGAGUGGAACUCCAGGCCACUCUCCAGAAAAGAGUGAUGCUGACUUCUUCCUGGAACACACGCAGUCUUGUAAUACCUGGGACAUGGCUGAGACGGGUCGGAGCACAGCAGAGCCUUCACUAGAGCUGGACAGAGCAGCAAAGCCAUCUGAAAACAGUGAGGUUCCACAACCUGACCAGGGUCCUUCUAUUGACUUGCUGAGCACAUCUCCCAAAGGGCCUCUUGACGCAUCCAUGUGUCUGUCUCCACAAGCGGCUGUUCCUGCCAGAGAAAUUAAACCAUCUCUCAUUGGAAAGAAGAAGCCAGGUGCUACCAAGAAAGGGCUGGGAGCCAAAAAGGGUCUUGGAGCUCAAAAAGUGAGCAGCCAGAGUUUCACUGAGAUUGAACGGCAGGCCCAGGUGGCUGAGAAGCUGAGGGAGCAGCAGGCUGCGGAGUACAGAAAGCAAGCGGAGGAGUCCAUAGUGGCCUCGAUGAGACUGGCCUACCAAGAACUACAGAUUGAUCGGAAGAAGGAGGAGAAGAAACUUCAGAAUCUGGAAGGCAAGAAGCGUGAACAGGCGGAGAGACUGGGCAUGGGCCUGGUGUCCAGAAGUUCCAUCUCACACUCUGUCCUCUCUGAGAUGCAAGUGAUAGAACAGGAAACGCCAGUGACGGCAAAGUCCUCUCGGUCCCAGUUGGAUCUGUUUGAAGAUACUGGAAGUUUCACAUCUGGACCACCCAAGUACAAAGAUAAUCCCUUCUCAUUAGGAGAUGCUUUUGGCUCACCGUGGGAAACUGACAACUCCUCCUGGGGGAUCGACAAAGGAGAAGAGGAGACAGAUAUCACUGUCUCCAGUAUCCGGCCCAUUGGUGACAGACCUACCAACAGAAGAGAGACAGAGAGCAAGAUAUCAGUAGUGGAGUCCAAUGAAGCUCGACAGAAGUUUGCAGGAGCUAAAGCCAUCUCAUCCGACAUGUUCUUUGGCCGGGAAGUCGAUGCUGAGUAUGAGGCCAGAUCCCGACUCCAGCAACUCUCAGGCAGCAAUGCCAUCAGUUCUGCUGACCUUUUUGGAGAGUCUGAGACAGUGAACUCGGGUGGUGUAUCGAUUGGAAACGUACUGCCUGCUGCUGAUAUUGCCCAGUUCAAGCAAGGGGUGAAGUCUGUUGCUGGCAAGAUGGCUGUUCUGGCUAAUGGUGUGAUGAACUCCCUCCAGGAUCGCUAUGGCUCAUAUUGAUGAUUUAGCGGAGUCUGCACCUUGUGGCCAUCAGUGAAACACCCCUUACACUUGAAUCCACCUGGAAAACCUCUGCAGGAUUACUUUUCAGCUGAGCAUGGCUGGGGGCUGCUUGAGAAGAGAAGGAGAAAUGGACAUGCCUGGCACUGGCUCAAAACCUCUCUGGACAUUGUUUUGUAUUAGAAACAAGUAUUUCUUUGAAACCCAGCUAAUGGAGCAUGGGCCCUUCCAGAGAACAUCCCUCUGCUGCUAUGCACUGAGACAGAGUUGCAGAUUGGCCAUUAUGGUGCUGCUCUUUAUGCUUUUAUCCCACUCCCUGACUGCUGUUGGUGGAACGAAUAUUGUGGAGGCAGAAAGUCGCGUUCAAUGCUCUUCACACUUCCUUCAUCCAGGGGAAAAUGCAGUGAGUGAUGCAGUGGUGGGGAGUCCCUACUGCCUAGUCUGUCUUCUGGAGCAGAGGGAAGUCCCCACUUCUGCACAAUGUCAUUUUUACUGCCUCUUUGAACUAAUGUGGUAUAAGUAGAUCCUUUGAGGGCAGUGGCUUAAAAGCCUAAAUCCAUAGCAAGCAAAGGGCCAAGGCAUGCUUGAACUUGGGAAAGGUGCUUGCAGUAUUCCGCAGGUGUGGAUGGCUGGAAAAAUGACAUUUGUCCUCCCACUCCCCUCUCUGGCCACCGUGGAUUGAUGCAGUAGAUGGGAAGAGUGUUUCUUCAGUGGUUGGGGGUGGGGGGUUGAAAAGAUUAUCAGGCCUGCGGUUUCAUAUAAUGUGCUGCCUUGCUUCAUUGGUACUCUCCGAUUUCUUUUCGGACCUCUAAGGAAACUAGGGAUGAAACAAGCAAGAGAGUGGCCAUUCAGUCCAUUGGCCCUGCCCCAUUCCUGUUGUUGUGCAACCGCUGCUAUUGUUGCCCUUCCUUCCCCUGGCUUGCACUCAUAGAGUUGCCUGAAUGUCAUAGCCGUUCUGUGUGCUGUGUGUGGGAAAGAAGGAAGUCCCUUCAAGAAAUGCUUCCUCCUCCUGUCCCAGCUUCACUGCUGUCCCUUUGCUCCUUCUUGCCUGGCACUCUUGGAUUUUCAUCAGUUGAAAAGGAACCGGAGCAGAUAAGUGCUCCGUUCCAUUCUACAACGCUGCUCUGAUGCUCAGGAUAGUAGAAGGUAUCCUACCACAAAGCACCCUAUUCCGUCUGCAUGCCUUAUCCCCUAUCUCAAGAGUUGGUUAGACUCUUCCACUGAAAGUGGAAUCUCCUCAACUCAGCGGAGAGCUAAAAAAAAGAAACAUGUGAAAUGGUGCUUGCUGUUGUAACCAUUUUGCACUUGUGUUGCAUGAGUGUUGCUGCUGCAGCUGUGGGUUCAUCUGGAAGCCUUCACCAAACCUACUAUAUUCCUUAAGAUGGGAAAAAACAUCUAAUUCCUCUUAAUGGGGGAGCAACCGCCAACUGUGCGCUGGAAUGAUGUCUUUGCUUUCAGUAAGAUACGCUUGCUAGAGCAAGGCAAGAUUACCAGUGUAGCUUAAGGACCCACUUUUUGGUCGAGCAACAUCUUGCCCACUUCCAUAUUUGUGUAUUCACUAUUGCAAUUGACCGGCUUUCUCCUUGUGCACUUGCUAACAAGGUAAAUGUCUGCAUGGACUUAACUGGAAAUCUCCACCCCAUUUCUCAUGUUUUGCUCCCUAGGUUCUGAAAAUGCACUGAUGUUUUACUCUUGACUAUUGCAAAUUUGUCUUAAAAGCACUUGAUCCUUUCUUGGGCAAGGGGGCUGCAGGAGCUUCAGUUUGGCCCAGUGCUCUCGACUCUUAAGACUGGAAGAGGGUUCUCUUCUUGGGCUAUCUGUGUACUUUCAGUUAUGGUAGUAUUAAUGAGCUUUGUGUGGCCAGGGUUGGGCAUCUGCUGUGUGGGGGUCCAGAGGGGAGAGAUGUGGAUCCCCCCAGUAAAUAAAAACAAAUGCCUGUGUGUUCCA
Elgaria multicarinata webbii is the source of this 3633-nucleotide messenger RNA. RefSeq names its product ADP ribosylation factor GTPase activating protein 2 (gene ARFGAP2). Gene Ontology annotation, biological process: COPI coating of Golgi vesicle. The transcript is spliced from 17 exons. Lineage: Eukaryota; Metazoa; Chordata; Lepidosauria; Squamata; Anguidae. Gene Ontology annotation, molecular function: GTPase activator activity. Bases 61 to 1686 code for a protein of 541 amino acids. The record is from RefSeq and is a predicted model, not a curated record.